Lacerta agilis (Sand lizard) is the source of this 1494-nucleotide messenger RNA. Its product is annotated as cytochrome P450 2B4-like. Gene Ontology annotation, biological process: xenobiotic metabolic process. NCBI's taxonomy places the organism in Eukaryota, Metazoa, Chordata, Lepidosauria, Squamata, Lacertidae. The record is from RefSeq and is a predicted model, not a curated record. Gene Ontology annotation, cellular component: intracellular membrane-bounded organelle; cytoplasm. The coding region runs from base 1 to 1494 and encodes 497 amino acids. Gene Ontology annotation, molecular function: heme binding; oxidoreductase activity, acting on paired donors, with incorporation or reduction of molecular oxygen, reduced flavin or flavoprotein as one donor, and incorporation of one atom of oxygen; iron ion binding. The transcript has 9 exons.
AUGGUGGAGGUGGCAGCUGGGGCCGGAGUUCUGGUCCUUGUUUUCAUCGUCUCCAUUUUGUUCUACACAACUCUAAAAAUGUACCAGAAGCAAGGCCAGCUACCUCCAGGACCCACCCCCUGGCUCUUUCUAGGGAACCUUCUGCAGAAAGAUGUCCUGCCUCUUCGCCUCAGCUAUGAAAAACUUGUUAAGAAGUAUGGACCCAUGUUCACUGUUUGGGUGGGACCAAAUCCCAUGGUUGUGCUCUGUGGAUAUGAGGUGGUGAAAGAAGCUUUGGUGGAUCAUGCUGAAGAGUUUGGAGGGCGACCUACUGUUCAUAGCAAUGACCUAGUGACUAAGGGGCUGGGACUCAUCAGCAAGAACGAUAAAAAAUGGAGGGCACUGCGCAGGUUCACACUUGCCACACUGAGGGACUUUGGGAUGGGAAAGAAAAGGAUGUCCGAAAAGGUGCAAGAAGAGGCUGACAUAUUGAUGGAGAAACUUGGAGCCAUGAAAGGGCAAGCCUUUGAUCCAACAAAUAGCUUCAGCAGCUCUGUUUCAAAUGUGCUCUGCUCUGUUGUACUUGGGACUCGGUUUGACUACAAAGACCAGACCUUUGUGGAGUUCAUUCAUACUAUGAUCAACUACGUGCAAUUCUUCGAGUCUUUCUUGGGAAUGCUAUAUGGCACCCUCCCAAAGAUAAUGUCCUAUCUGCCUGGACAUCACAAAAAGGUUAUGAGUGACUGUGAGAAGCUUUGUGACUUCAUCCAUAAGACAGUAGAGUCCCACAAGACAACUCUGGAUCCUCAGAACCCCCGUGAUUAUAUUGAUUGCUUCCUUCUCAGAUCAGAUAAGGAACAAAGCUCUACAGUGGACGAGUUCACCACAGAAGACUUGGUUAUGUCUGUGUUCAACCUUGCUGUUGCUGGGACAGUUUCCACAAGCCAAAUGUUGCUCUACAGCAUCCUGGUGAUGACCAAGUACCCAGAUGUUCAAGCAAAGGUCCAGCAGGAGAUUGAUGAGGUGGUGAGUGGCAACCGUUUCCCUAGCAUGGAAGAUCGAGUGAAGAUGCCCUACACCAAUGCAGUUGUCCAUGAGAUCCUGCGUUACCAGACUGGGAGUUCUGAAUCCUUUCCACGUGCAGUGACUCAACAUACAAAAUUCAGAGGCUAUAUAUUACCCCAGUCCACCGUUGUUGUCCCAAUGCUUUUAUCUGUUCUCUUUGACCCACUUCAAUGGGAGACUCCUGAGAAGUUUAACCCAGGCCAUUUCCUGGAUGAGAAGGGCAUGUUCAGAAAGAGAGAUGCCUACAUUCCUUUUUCAGCAGGAAAACGGGCAUGCCCAGGGGAGGCCCUGGCUCGAAUGGAGCUCUUCUUGUUCUUCAGCAUUCUGCUCCAGAAGUUCACCUUCCAAGAGGCUGGAGUUUCAGAUGGGAGGCAUGUACAUUCUGUAUGGAAUGAGUUUAGGCAGAAAGGGGUCUAUCCUCCAAUACAAGCCAUUAAGCGUCAAAUCUAA